This is a messenger RNA of Ochotona princeps (American pika), 1435 nucleotides long. RefSeq names its product lysine demethylase 8 (gene KDM8). Gene Ontology annotation, molecular function: histone H3K36 demethylase activity. The transcript has 8 exons. The record is from RefSeq and is a predicted model, not a curated record. Gene Ontology annotation, cellular component: nucleus. Bases 35 to 1387 code for a protein of 450 amino acids. Lineage: Eukaryota; Metazoa; Chordata; Mammalia; Lagomorpha; Ochotonidae.
ACCCCGAGCGCAGGGCCGAGGAGCGCGGACCCGGAUGGAACAGGUCGUCGGCAGCCCCGGGGCGGAGGGAACGCCGACCCAGCACGAGAGGCACGCAUGCGAUGGCGCUGGAGCCGACGGCGGCUGCAUCGCAGGUGCUGGCUGUGCUGCAGAGGCCACGACCCCAGGCGUGGUGGCAUCGGGCCCCCUCCGGGAAGCCCUGCGGGCCUUGCUGCCUCCGCAGGCAGAGCUGCGGCUGGAACUGGGCGAGGCAGUGGACCGCAGUGUGGGGAUGCUGGUGCAGCAGGCCACCGAGCUGCUGGGCGGCGGCCGGUGGGACCAGUGCCUGCAGAGCUGCGAGGUGCUCCUAGACUACGCGUGGGAACGGCUCAACACCGGGCCGUGGAGGGACGUGGACAAGGCCUGGCGGCGCGUCUACGCCUUCGGCUGCGUGCUCAAAGCCCUGUGUCUGUGCGAGGGCCCAGGCGAGGCCGCAGCCACCACCGCACUGCGAGCCUGCGACAUGGGCCUGCUGAUGGGCGCUGCCAUCUUUGGGAAUGUCCUCGUUAAAAUGGCCGCCAUUUUGCAGGCACACGUUCUGUCUGUGAAGAAGAGGCCUGCCCAGGGUUCCAGCGAGGAGCAGCCCGGAGCCAAGAGAGCGAGGAGUGAACCGGUACCUGCUCCAAAGGUGCCGCUGGACAGCGCGGUGCCCCGGCUGCACUGCCCAUCCCUGCAGCACUUCCGGGAGCACUUUCUGCUGCCCGGGCGGCCUGUGAUCUUGGAGGGCGUGGUGGACCACUGGCCCUGCAUGAAGAAGUGGAGCUUGGAGUACAUUCAGGAGGUUGCCGGCUGCCGCACAGUCCCUGUGGAGGUGGGAUCCAGGUACACAGAUGACGAGUGGUCCCAGAGGCUCAUGACAGUCAACGACUUCGUCAGCAAGCACAUUGUGAAUAAGGCCAAGGACGUCGGCUACCUUGCUCAGCACCAGCUGUUUGACCAGAUCCCGGAACUAAAGCAGGACAUUGGCAUCCCCGACUACUGCUGCCUGGGCCGAGGGGAGGAGGAGGAGAUCACCAUCAACGCCUGGUUUGGGCCGCAGGGCACCGUCUCGCCGCUGCACCAGGAUCCACAGCAGAACUUCCUUGUCCAGGUGCUGGGCAGGAAGUACAUCCAGCUGUACCCCCCACAGGAGUCGGAAGCCCUAUACCCCCACGAGACGCACCUUCUACACAACACCAGCCAGGUGGACGUGGAGAACCCGGACCUGGAGAAGUUCCCCAGGUUUGCCGAGGUCCAGUCCCUGGCCUGUGUCUUGGAGCCGGGCGACAUGCUGUUCAUCCCCGUGAAACACUGGCACUACGUGCGCGCGCUGGACCUCAGCUUCUCCGUCAGCUUCUGGUGGACGUAGCCCAGGGAAAGCCGCCCCAGUGGGCUCACUCAGGGAAUGAGGCCCCGU